AUGACCCUCUCAGGUUCCUUCUGGAACUUCUGGUCCCACACUUCCCAAGCACCACCCAAACCACGUCGAAGAACAGCCGUCUUGACCGAGCAAUACGUCGAGACCAUCGGUGGAGGCAGCAAGGAUGCCUUCUCCACCCCACCUUGCUUCGAUCCAGCAAUAGGAGAUCCCCGCUUACCAGUCGAACUGACGGUAGACAUCGUACUACUAGCGGCUCGCGAGAUUGCCCUCGAGAGCCAAGGAGAUGACAGCGACGCAAGUGCAUCGCAAAGAUUGUUGGAUCUAGCCCGAGUCAAUCGAGUCUGCCAUCGUGCGAUACUUUCAACUUUGCUGCUCCCCAAACUCACCCUGUACGGAAUGCACCAGAUCCGCGCAUUCGCCAUCUCUCUCGACAAAGAUCGUCUAGGCAUUCGUGCCCUUGCGCGAAGCCGAGUGCACACUUUGACUCUGCGCCCACCAAGCCUGGCCUCUCUGAAAGAGGGCUACAAAGGAGCACUGUUCGACGCAUCUCAAGCGCAAUCGCACUUCGAAAAGGACCUGAUCCCAUUCAUCCGCAUCCUCCUGAGGCAUUGCACUUUGAUCAAGGCUCUUCAUCUAGAAGGUGUUCCUCACGGCUUGACGGGUCCCCUAGAGGCCAUCUCUUGGCAGCUGGAAGAAUUCAGCUGUCUAAUCGGCCACUACGGUCGAGAUCUCAAACAAGACUUUUGGCUUGGGGACCGCUGGACGAGCCUAACUGAAUUGCAACUGCAUGGUCCACAGUUGAGGUUGACUGCCACUACAGCUUGCGCACUUGGCUCUCUCCGCCAGCUGAAAAAGCUAGCUUUGAUUGUGCCGGUGAUUAUCCCCUGCCGGACCAACUUGUCAUCUGAAUCGAUGGACACUUGGUUGCGGCGGGAUAGCAAACUUGGCAUCAACCCGCUUCAGAUUCUAAUCGAUCGCUCGACCAGCCUUGAAUACUUGCUAUUGGUGGGGCAUGGAGAGAAGGACUAUGUGGGGAAUACAGCAAAAGAUAGAAUAUGGCUGAGCAAUCUUGGCAUCCCUCUAACGAAUUCGGAACGCAAGCUGAGGGUGAAGCUGGUGACGGCGAUACGGAGGUAUGAGCGGAACAGUGAUGAUGAGGUUGGGCAGGCAAGGACGAGGGUACAUCCGUGCGAGGUUAGUGCUUGGAUGAUGGGCCGUGUUCAAAGGGGUUUGCAUUGGUUUGAGAAUGAAGAGGCGGUUCGGGCAAGUAGUGGCAAGGAGGAACUGAAUCAUUGGGUCGAGACGUUUGAGUUGCUCGAUCGUGGGGCGUCGACGACUGCAACUUCAGCAAUGAUGAGUAGAACAGGUAGCAACAACACUCCAGCCCGGCACAUUCAACAACAACAACAGCAGCAGAGAGUUAACGAAGCAAUAGACGCGGUAGAUAUGCUUUCAGACGACGACGAGGGGAGUUCGGAUGAAGCCUAG
Molecule: messenger RNA, 1449 nt
Organism: Ustilago hordei
Lineage: Eukaryota; Fungi; Basidiomycota; Ustilaginomycetes; Ustilaginales; Ustilaginaceae
Exons: 1
Coding region: 1-1449 (482 amino acids)
Source: RefSeq, a predicted model, not a curated record